UUCUGCUCUGCUAUUGGUUGCAACAACACACGCCUGUUAUGAAAACAUUUGAACUCGUACUUAUCUGACAGGUGUUAUUUUGAGGGUACUUUAAUAUAUCCCUUACUGUCCGUUCUGUUUCGGUUAUGCGCGUUCACGUAUACUAGUGUGGCAAGAAUGUUGUUGUUGUGAUCGUGGACGCGCUGUGUGAUGAGGCCGCAGAGGUGGGUUGAGUUUGCAGUGAUCAGUAGCAGAUCUCUCCUCCUCUCUCUGCCGGGGAAAAAACACGUGUGUAACAGCAGCAAGCGGCACCACGGCACUCUCAUGGCUGAAGAGGCCAAAAAACUGGCAGCUUACGCUGCUGUGGACAACCACAUACAAAACAAUCAGGUAGUUGGGGUGGGCAGCGGCUCAACUAUCGUCUAUGCUGUGGACAGGCUGGCUGAGAGGGUAAGACAGGAGAAGCUGAACAUUGUGUGUGUUCCCACAUCCUUCCAGGCCCGUCAGCUGAUUCUGCAGCAUGGCCUCCCUCUGUCUGAUUUAGACAGACAUCCUGAGCUGGAUGUAGCAGUUGACGGAGCUGAUGAAGUUGAUGCUGCUUUGACACUGAUUAAAGGAGGAGGAGGAUGCUUAACCCAGGAGAAGAUUGUGGCUGGUUGUGCCAAACACUUCAUUGUCAUCGCAGACUAUAGAAAGGACUCAAAGGCUUUGGGGCAGCAGUGGAAGAAAGGUGUGCCGGUGGAGGUCAUCCCCAUGGCGUAUGUGCCCGUGUCCAGAGCCAUUGCCCAGCGCUUCGGAGGAGAGGCAGUGCUGAGGAUGGCAGUCAGCAAAGCUGGUCCAGUGGUUACUGAUAACAAUAACUUCAUUCUGGAUUGGAAGUUUGAGCAUGCUCAGAACUGGAAAGAGGUCAACACAGCCAUCAAGAUGAUCCCAGGUGUGGUUGAGACGGGCUUGUUUGUGGGGAUGGCUGAGCGGGUGUAUUUCGGCAUGGAGGACGGAAGUGUCAAGACUAGAGACCCUCCUGUCAACUGAGAGGAUCCUUCCUCUGCUCUUGUGAUAGACCAGCCUGCACACCUCAAGUGCCAUUCACAUACACAGACUCUGGCAGCUCUUUCCCUACAGGUUCAGAUGUCUGAUCAGGACUGGUGUGUACACGAAAUGUGGGAUUUUACACAUCAGUGCAACAUUGGGUCUCAUUCAGGCCUUUCAGAUAUUCCUGUUUCUCCUCUCAUAUCCUCUGCCUGAAAAUUCUUCUAAUGUAAGGCUGGAGCCUCUUACAGUGUCAUUUUGCCUUCUGUGCUUCUUUACGUAGCCAUGCUCUACCGUGAAUGUUGUCUUGCAUGGAUGUCUAUACACACACAUGAAUAUUGUGGCUUGCAGCUUUUAAGAAAACAUUUAAAAUGUUCUCAAUCACAUCCCAGUUGAACGUUAAUGUAUUUUCUGUGGGUUUGUAUGAUCAUUUUGAACCUGUUUUUGAUUCUGUUACGUUCCAACCUGAAACCUCAAGUGAAACUUGUUGCCUUUGCCUGCACACAGCGGUUAGUUUAAUUCAGAGAUCAAUCAUUUCAGAGCAUUCUGCCCCUGGACAAAAUACACUAUUUGAAAGGGUGAAAUGCCACUCAGCUUUUGAUAUUGAUUUUGUAUAAUUUUUCGAUGUGCCUGUGGCCAUCAACACAGUGUUGUUGAGGGAUGAAAGCAGCAGUGAGUUGGUGGCACAGAUGAAGGCCUUAUCUUCUGUACAUUUAUUGAUCUUUCACUUCUGUUAAUGAAAACUCUUCACAGAGGUAACUGUGAUUUUGGGGUAUUGUACUACUUCAAAUACCAGCUUGUGUUUUACUCUCCCAGUUUUACUGUGAUACUGAAGUUUUCAAAUGUUGUGUUCCAGAUUGAAAAUCAAUAUUAAAAUUGGACCAAUCAAUUAUGAA
Ctenopharyngodon idella (grass carp) is the source of this 1904-nucleotide messenger RNA. It is a transcript of the gene rpia, whose product is annotated as ribose 5-phosphate isomerase A (ribose 5-phosphate epimerase). NCBI's taxonomy places the organism in Eukaryota, Metazoa, Chordata, Actinopteri, Cypriniformes, Xenocyprididae. Gene Ontology annotation, biological process: pentose-phosphate shunt, non-oxidative branch; D-ribose metabolic process. Gene Ontology annotation, molecular function: ribose-5-phosphate isomerase activity. Bases 190 to 1011 code for a protein of 273 amino acids. The record is from RefSeq and is a predicted model, not a curated record. The transcript is spliced from 9 exons. Gene Ontology annotation, cellular component: intracellular membrane-bounded organelle.